Messenger RNA from Camelina sativa (false flax), 552 nucleotides. The record is from RefSeq and is a predicted model, not a curated record. Lineage: Eukaryota; Viridiplantae; Streptophyta; Magnoliopsida; Brassicales; Brassicaceae.
AUGGCGUCAGAAAUCGGUCAGUAUAUCGUCGUGUAUGUUUUCUACUUUAAUCCGGAAAGGAACACUCUCCAACGUGUAGAAAUCAAAGGUGUUGGAGCUGACGGAGAAGCAUUUGAAACUGACUGUAAAGUUUACGCCUUUGUAGACCAUGUAGAGGAUAUAAGUGUUAAAACUCAAUUCCAGCCUUACAAAGGGGAUGAGGAUGAGGAUGAGGAUGAGGAUGAAGACGGAUAUGAAGAGAGAUAUGAAUAUGGAUAUGAUGAAUAUAGAUAUGAAGACGGAUAUGAAGAGGGAUAUGAAUAUGGAUAUGAAUGUGAAUAUCAGUACGGAUAUGAAGACGGAUAUGUAGAGGGAUAUAAAUAUGGAUAUGAAGACGGAUAUGUAGAGGGAUAUGAAUUUGGAGAUGAAGACGGAUAUGUAGAGGGAUAUGAAUUUGGAGAUGAAGACGGAUAUGGUCAAUAUGGAUAUGAAGAGAGAUAUCGAGAGGGAUAUCAAGACGGAUAUGAAGAUGAUGAAGAAGAAAAAGAGUUAGAGAGGCAUGAGGAGAGCUGA